Messenger RNA from Neopsephotus bourkii (Bourke's parrot), 3960 nucleotides. RefSeq names its product ADP ribosylation factor like GTPase 15 (gene ARL15). Bases 446 to 922 code for a protein of 158 amino acids. NCBI's taxonomy places the organism in Eukaryota, Metazoa, Chordata, Aves, Psittaciformes, Psittacidae. The record is from RefSeq and is a predicted model, not a curated record. The transcript is spliced from 7 exons. Gene Ontology annotation, molecular function: GTPase activity; GTP binding.
CCAGGCUCCAUAUGUAUAGGUACCAUAAAAUUUGCAUAUUCUUUAAAUUUUUAUUGCUAAUUUUCACAUUUCUUAUGUACUGGAAAAGAUGCAGAUAAAAAUGGGAGUGGAAAGGCUUUUGCCUCGAAGGUCCGAUAAUUCCAAGUGAUUACUGUGGUGGACCACUUUAUAAAUGAGCAGGAGGGCAUCUUAAUCUUUAUUUUGCUGAAGAAACAUAUCACUGGAAAAAAAGAGACAACUUCCUUUUCAUGUACUGCUUUCUGCCUUUGUGGUCUUGGGACUAUGCUUAGCACUGUAAUUUAUUUUGGAUUGUGGCAAAGCAAGCUGAGGUCAAGAAAGCAACAAUGAACUAAAUUCAUAAUCCAUCCUCAGCCUCUCUGUGUGACUGCAGAAGACAUAGAAUUGUGGAAUCACAACAGAUUGGAAGUUGAGCAAGUUGAGGACUAUGUCUGAAUGUAUCCAGCUCUCAUUUGCUGUUUGUAGAAUUGGGAUUUACACGUGUUUUCGAGCACUUUGCUGCAAGGGACCACCGCCACCACGACCUGAAUAUGACUUGGUUUGCAUAGGCCUCACCGGUUCUGGCAAGACAAGUCUUCUGUCACAGCUUUGCGGUGAAAGCCCGGAGAAUAUAGUGUCUACCACAGGUUUUAGUAUAAAAGCAGUGCCAUUCCAGAAUGCCAUCUUGAAUGUGAAAGAACUUGGAGGGGCCGACAAUAUCAGGAAGUACUGGAGUCGUUACUACCAAGGAUCCCAAGGAGUAAUAUUUGUAUUAGACAGUGCCUCCUCUGAAGACGAUCUAGAAACUGCUAGGAAUGAACUGCAUUCUGCUCUCCAGCACCCACAGUUAUGUACUUUGCCGUUUUUAAUACUGGCCAAUCAUCAAGACAAGCCAGCAGCUCGCUCUGUGCAAGAGGUAUGUUAAUGUGGCAGUGUUUUGCCUGUUUUUAUUUGCUAUCUGCACAUCACUGACCCAGUAUAAAUUAUUACCCUGACAUCCUAGUUAUGAACUGGCCUCGGUUACUAUUCACUGUAAGUAUGCAGACCAAGAACAGUCCCAGCCCUUAAGAACUUAGUCCAAUGCACUCUGUGCAGGCUUAGUUGUUGUGGAAAACAGCCAAGUAAUACUUGGAUGCAAAUGGUUCUCCUGCUUUCACCAUAUUUUGCUUAAGGGAAAAAAGGCGUUUUUAAACUACUCUUAUCAAAUGCUGCUGGGACAGUGAUUUUUGUUAAUCUUGUUUUUUUGUUUGCUGUUAGUUUUAAUCUUGCACUGUCCCAUUACUCCAUUCUUUGCAACUGCUUAAAGCAAUAUAUCGUAGCCAUAGGUUGUCUUUUAUGUAAAAGCUUUUUUCUGAACUGCUAUAUACUGAUGUGGAAGCAGAGUUGCAGUUCUUGCUCUAAAGUCCUUAACUUGUUCUGAUUUUCUUCGUUAGGUAGUGUCUUUGUCUAACUUGUAGCUAUCGCAUAGUAAAUUAUGUAAUUGUUCUAUUCAAUAUACCUUUUGCUUUUAAGUUUCUGAAAAAUUCAUCUUACCUACAUUCCUAUUGUGUCACAUACAUUUGAGGAAAUGCAGAAAGUUACUGAUUCUUCAUGAGAAGCUCUCUUUAUUCUGAAAUUUGUAGGAAGAAGUUACAAUUUGGUUGUGUCAUUCUGUUCAUAAAUGCCAUCUAAAGGACUCUUCCUAUUAAAAGAUUGUAUGUGAAAUCUGUUUGUUCUGUGAGUGGUGUUUUUUAUUACAGCAGAGUGAAAACUAGUGCAGCACCUUGCUGUGUGGCUGCAUUGCAUCUAAACUUGGUGCCUUCUUAGAUACACUUUGUCUAAGAUAUUAAAAUCUGGUCUUUUUGAAGAAUGCCAGUUCAGUUGAAUGCAAAACUUACUGAUCUGUAGGAUAACUGCUAUUUGUACAGUAUAGUCAUACGUGCUUUCUGUACCGCCUUAUUGCUAUUCAGACCUCCUUUCUUAGCCAAAAGAAAUAGUGGAUAAAAAGUUCAGCUUAUUAUAUGUUAAGAAGGAUAAGUGUAAAUGUGACUGGAGAACAGCAAUGUUUUUAAUAUGAGAGCAAGAGAAUAAGCUGUAACUGCAUUAGAUACACUGUAAAAUGUUUUAUGAACUUGUUGGCCCUUUCCUCCAAAAAUCUGUGCUUAGGAAAAAGAAAGAGUAUAGGAGAGGGCAUAGGGAAUUUGGAUUUAGUUGCAAGUUACAUAAAAACUAAACUGAAAUAAUGCAGGGAUAGAAUCUACAAGUUUGAAGAUUUGUUCAUCUAAAAACAGAUUUAGGAAGAAGUAUUUAAAGGAAAUGUAAUGUGGAUUUUUAGGUAUGGUUUAUUUAUUUCCUCUAGUUUAUUGCACAGUGUAAAAGCAAAGCACAUAUUCCUAAUCUUCUACUUAAAAAAUGACAAUAUUCUGAAACACAACUGGUUUCAUUUUAUUAAUACAAAUAUACCCAAGGUGGUUUGAUUUUUACUUUUUUCAUAGAGCAAUAUAGAUUACAGUUUCCAUCAAUGGAAAUGCUUUUUUCACAUGAUUUAAGAUAUUUUUUUUUACUACUUUUUUCUUUUUUAAAAUGCCCAACUUAGUUUAAAUUUAACUGAGGAUUUUGAUUAUAAAUAAUGUUCAAGAAAUGCUCUUUGUCUGUUUUCAUAAGAAUAGUGAAUAUAAUGCCAGUUACUUUGUUUUACAGCAAAUUAUACCUGUAACUCUCUGUUUUGGAGUUGAGCCUUCAUGGAUAGACUUUUGAGCCUGAACUGAAUCUUUUACAUGUUUAGAGUUAGCAUUUCUACUCUUUUAUUGGCAGCACCCUUAUUUUCUCCUCAUUCAUCAUUACCAAUUGCUUGAUACCUCAGCAGAGGAGUAGAUCUUUACAUGCUUACAAUAUCAUUUAAAUAUAUUUCUACUGCAUGCCCUUAAAAAAAAAAUCUUUCAGUAUAUUAUCAUAGCAAACAAAUCUUGAUUGCUUUGAGUCUUUAUGAAAUGCUGAAUGCAAUAAUUUUGUUAAAUGUGUACAGCUUAUGCAUAUUUUCAGGAAAAAGUAACCUUCUAUCAAGAAUGCCGUGUAUGUCUUUGAAAUGGUUUACUUAAGAAUAGUGGUGAUCAAAAUUACAAAAACAGCUAAGGAGAAUGCCACAAAGUUGUUCGUUUGUCCCUGAAAAAAAACGAUGCCUUAUGUUUGCAGUGUAUGCAAAGUGGGAUCAUUAUUUGGUCAGUAUGGCUGAUGUUAAGAUAGAAAUCUCUUGCUUUCCCAGAGUCUUUGCUGUGCUGUUGUCCUCAUUAUAGACAUUUGAAAUGAAAGUAAAAUGCUGAAUCAUAAGACCUUCCCUUAUUUCAAAAAGAGCAUAUUUUGGGAUUUAACAAAAAUAACGUUAAGUGUUCUAUUAAACAUUUUAGCAGAACUAAGUCCAUUAAUUAUAGGUAUUUCCUUGCUUUUUUAUGUAUCAGAAGACAGAUGAAAUUUAGAAGUAUGUAUGCAUUUUCCUAUGCAACAAAUUGCUUUUCCUUAAUGCAUAUGAAAAGACUCCUUGGAGUAUAAUUAAAGAAAAUGUCUGAGUUGAGUGGUGCAUAAUAGGAAUUGUAGAAAAAAUAUUUAUCUACAACAAAAAUCCCUCACAAAACUGUACAAGUGCCAAGCAGUUUCUGCAGCAGAUGUUAGUUAUAUUUAUUGUUGGGAAGUACAGUUGUUCCAGUUUUUCAAAAUUUUCUAUUUUAUUUUAAUGUGUUUUUUCCAUGCUUUGCUUAGGUAGGAAUUACACUGUAGAAGCUGCAUGCUGUAAAUAUGAAGCAACGUCAUGAGUAGGUCAGUUCAGAACCAUAAUGGCUAUUUGUAAGAAUAUCUAAAUAACUUUUUUAAUUUAUGAAAUGUAAUUUAACCUAAUUCAUUUUUUUAGGUAUGAUUGGAUAGGGUAUUUCACAUUAUUGAAGUUAUCAGGAAAAAUUACAGGAGAAGCUAAGUCAAAAUACUAAUAAGUAA